UAUUAAUGGCGGAAGGAAAGUAGCGUAUAAUACAUUAACAAUCCGACCCGCGUGCGCACGCAGUCGGCGAUCUCCCUCCUCUCCUCCCCUCCCUCUCGGAUCCCAUUUCUCUCCACGUUCCCCGGACGAUGCAGCGGACGGCGCAGGCGUGGUUCUCCGGCGGCCCCAGCGAGCGCGACGCGCCGCCCACCACCUCCCUCCUCGCCGACUGGAACUCCUACGCCGCCUCCAAGGCCGUCGAGGAAGGCGGCUCAUCCUCCCUCGCGGGCUUCGAUCUCGAGGCCGCCGUUAGGACCGCCAACGAUAAGGUCGCCGGAACCUUCAGCGUGGUUUCUAAAGGUGUUAGAGAGCUACCUGGGAGCUUCCAGACUGCUACAAGCAGUGUUCCAUCCGGGAAAUCACUCAUGUACUUUGGACUGCUCCUUGCCAGUGGUGUCUUCCUUGUGUUCAUUGCAUUCACCAUGUUCCUUCCGGUCAUGGUGCUGAUGCCACAGAAGUUUGCCAUUUGUUUCACCCUGGGGUGUGCACUUAUUGUCGGUUCAUUCUUUGCUCUCAAAGGUCCUAGGAAUCAGCUUGCUCACAUGUCUUCAAGGGAGAGACUUCCCUUCACAUUGGGAUUUGUUGGCAGUAUGGUUGGCACGAUUUAUGUGUCCAUGGUUCUUCAUAGUUACGUCCUCUCUGUUCUUUUCUCCGUCAUUCAGGUUCUGGCACUAGCAUACUAUGCCAUUUCGUACUUCCCUGGAGGAUCUGCUGGAUUGAAGUUUCUUUCUUCAACUUUAACAUCCUCAGUAUUCAGGUGUUUCGGCAGAUAAUUCCAUUAGCCAAAAAAAAAAAAAGGCACUCAUAUUUUUUAAACUCCAAGGUUCUUAUCAUCUGAGAGCUAUUGGAUCACUGUCUGUUGCAGCGAUCUAAAUCUUUUGGGACUUCAUUUUAACUAGUGAGCUUGUAAUAUGGAACAAAACUUGCUAAUACUUCCUCAUGGUUUUUAUCUCUAGUAAUUUUGCGUCCAUCGA
Molecule: messenger RNA, 1013 nt
Organism: Musa acuminata subsp. malaccensis (wild Malaysian banana)
Lineage: Eukaryota; Viridiplantae; Streptophyta; Magnoliopsida; Zingiberales; Musaceae
Product: protein transport protein SFT2
Biological process (GO): vesicle-mediated transport
Cellular component (GO): membrane
Source: RefSeq, a predicted model, not a curated record